Messenger RNA from Caenorhabditis briggsae, 3750 nucleotides. Bases 1 to 3750 code for a protein of 1249 amino acids. Gene Ontology annotation, cellular component: vesicle; actin cytoskeleton; cytoplasm. The record is from RefSeq and is a predicted model, not a curated record. Gene Ontology annotation, biological process: vesicle transport along actin filament; actin filament organization. The transcript is spliced from 22 exons. NCBI's taxonomy places the organism in Eukaryota, Metazoa, Nematoda, Chromadorea, Rhabditida, Rhabditidae. Gene Ontology annotation, molecular function: microfilament motor activity; ATP binding; actin filament binding.
AUGGCGAAUAUCGACUAUAUGAUGGAUCCGGGAUGGAAGUACCUGCGGCAGGCUCAGGAUGAGGCUUUGAAGGAGCAAGCUGCUCGUCGCUUUGACAACAAGACUCAUGCCUGGGUCCCGGAUGCUGCCGAAGGAUUCGUUGCUGCUGCAAUUGCAGUCCAAGAGGGCGACAAUUUGACGCUGACGAUGCCAUCUGAUGGAUCGCAGAAAAGAUUGACAAGAUCCGAAGUUCAGGAAAUCAAUCCGGCCAAGUUUGAGAAGACGGAGGAUAUGAGCAAUUUGACUUUCUUGAAUGAGGCGUCCGUGUUGCAUAACCUUCGACAGAGAUACUAUUCAAUGAUGAUUUAUACGUAUUCCGGUCUAUUCUGCGUCUUCAUCAACCCAUACAAAAUGCUUCCAAUAUACACUGACUCUGUCGCCUCAAUGUAUGUGAACAAGAGACGUGCCGAGAUGCCACCUCAUCUGUUUGCUGUGUCUGAUGAGGCAUUUAGGAAUAUGAUGUCGGGUAGGAGCUUAGAAUUGUUGCAUUUUCAGAUUUUUCUGAAAUUUUCAGACAAGGAAAAUCAAUCAAUGUUGAUCACCGGAGAAUCGGGAGCUGGAAAAACUGAAAACACCAAAAAAGUUAUCGCCUACUUUGCCAUGAUUGGUUCUGGAAACAAGGAUCAGAAAUCGGAAUCCUCUCUGGAAAACCAAGUUGUGCAAGCCAACCCGGCUAUCGAGGCGUUUGGAAAUGGAGCCACGACAAGAAACUACAACUCGUCGCGUUAUGGAAAAUUCAUUCGAAUCCAUUUUGAUAGAAAGGGACGUCUGGUGGGAGGAGAUAUUGAGCAUUACCUUCUCGAAAAGUCUCGUGUCAUCAAGCAAGCGCCCGGCGAGCGCUCCUAUCACAUCUUCUAUCAAAUCAUGACUCAAAAAGCGUUGAGAGGUAAUGACAACAUUCGCGACUACAAAUUCGUGUCGCAAGCUGAGAUUACGGUACCCGGAAUGAAUGAUACAGAGGAGUGGGGGAUUACCGAUACUGCAUUCAACGUGAUGGGCUUCUCGGAACGCGAGAAGGACGAUCUGUACAAACUGUGUUCGGCCAUCAUGCACAUUGGAAAUUCGACUUUUAAACAGAAGCCAAGAGAUGAGCAAGCCGAGGUGGAUGAUAUGAAAAGCCCCACUGCUGCUUGUAAGUUGUUUGGAAUUGAUACAGAUCAAUUUUUGAAUGCUUUGACUCGCCCCAGAAUCAAGGUUGGAAUGGAAUGGGUCAACAAGGGCCAGAAUGUUCAACAGGUCGACUGGGCGGUUGGCGCGUUGUCCAAAGCGAUCUACGCGAGAAUGUUCCAUUGGUUGAUUAAGCGAGUCAAUAAGACACUUCAAGCCAACUCCGAUGAUAUGGUUUACUAUAUUGGAGUUUUGGAUAUCGCUGGAUUUGAGAUUUUUGAUCGCAACUCCUUCGAACAACUGUGGAUCAACUUUGUCAAUGAAAAGCUGCAACAAUUCUUUAACCAUCACAUGUUUGUUCUGGAACAAGAAGAAUAUCAAAGAGAGGGUAUCGAAUGGACCUUCAUCGAUUUUGGAUUGGAUUUGCAGUCUUGUAUCGAGCUGAUUGAGAAGCCCCUGGGAAUCGUCUCAAUGCUUGAUGAGGAGUGUAUCGUUCCAAAAGCCACUGAUAUGACAUAUGUCGACAAACUGCUCACUCAACAUCUCGGAAAACAUCCUAACUUCCAAAAAGCCAAACCUCCAAAAGGCAAACAAGCUGACGCUCACUUUGCCAUUGUUCAUUACGCUGGAACUGUCAGAUAUAAUGCUGAGCAAUGGUUGGAUAAGAAUAAGGAUCCACUCAACGAUUCGGCUGUUGCCAUUCUGAAGACAAGUGAUAAGGAAGGGGUACUGUAUCAGCUGUGGGAGGACUAUCAGACUGAUGUCGAUCGAGAGGAGAGUGAGAAGCGAGGAAAAACGACGCAAGCGAAGAAGAAGGGAAAAUCGGCAUCUUUCUUGACGGUGUCUACUAUGUAUAGAGAGUCUUUGACUUCUCUAAUGACUAUGCUUCAUACAACGCAUCCGCAUUUUAUCAGAUGCAUCAUCCCUAACGAAAAGAAGACGUCUGGACUCAUUGACGCACCUCUAGUGCUCAACCAACUCACAUGCAACGGUGUUCUGGAAGGAAUUCGCAUCUGUCGAAAAGGGUUCCCGAAUCGUAUGAUGUUCGCGGACUUCCGCUUCCGCUACGCAAUUUUGGCUGCCGAUGAGGCGUCGGAGAAAGAUGCGGCGAAGGCUUCCAAGGCGAUGCUCCGUAAGCUGAGCAAGAGCAAUCAAUUGAAUGUGGACACGUUCAAAGUGGGAACCACGAAGAUAUUCUUCAAAGCCGGCAUGCUGGCUCGUCUGGAAGAACUUCGUGACGAGGCUCUGUCGGCUGUCAUCCUCAAGUUCCAGUGCUCCGCCCGUCAUUAUCUUGCUCAGGUCGAAUACAAACGACGGCUCGAUCGCGAAGACGCCUAUCCGAUUAUCCAGGAGAACGUGAGAGCUUGGAUUAAGCUACGCUCUUGGCCCUGGUACCGUCUGUUCUCUCGUCUCAAGCCGAUGCUCAAGGGAAUGAAGUCGAACGCAGAAAUCGAAGCUUUGGAGAAGAAAUGCAAGGAACUGGAGGAGAAUCACAAGAGAGAGGAGGAGGCCAGAAAGAAAUAUGCCGAUGAGUUGAGAGCGAAAAUCGAUCAAUACGAGGAGACAAAGGCGGCGUUGGAGCGUGAUCGUAUGCUUCUGGAUAAGCGAAACAAGGAAAUUGAGGAGCUGAACAGAAAUCUGAAAGCCGAGUCCGAGUCGAACUAUGAGAACGCGAAGAAGGCGGCGGAAUUGGAGAAAUUGAGAGAGAAAGAGAGAAAAGAGUGGGAUGAGAAGGAGAGAAGAAUGCAAAUGGAAGCUGAGAACGAAACGAAUCAGCAUAAAACUCAAACUGAGAAGUUGAAGGAUCAAAUUGCGUCGAUGCAAACCGAUUAUGAUAAGUUGUCGGCGCAAAGAAAGGCUCAGGAGCAAAUGAACGCGGAGCUCGUCGACGAAGUUGCCUUAUUGAAGAACAAAGCCGAACGUGCCGAGGAACAGAAAAAGAAGUUGGUCGAGGAUCUGGACGCCAUGGAUGAUAAAUUGGCAGCCGAGAAACGAGCCAACAAUGAGCAUGUAAAGCACAACAAAAAGUUGGAGGCUUCGCUGAAGGCUACGCAGACUCAAUUGACAUUGGCACUCAAGGAGAAACACGAGAACGAUGUGGAUUGUAAGAGACGCGAAUCUGAAAUCGGAGAGCUGAAACUCAAAGCUCAAGGAGACGCAAAUCUAAUCUCGAAGCUUCAAGCAAUGCUCCGUCGUUGUAUUUCGAGAAUCGAGGAGCUGGAAGAAGAUCUUCUGGAAGAGAGAAAACUCCGAAUGAAAGCGGAGAGACAAUUCAAUGAGCUCCGUUCGGAAUUCGAUGUGCUCACGGAGCAAAUGGCUGAGGCCAGUGGACAAUUGACAGCUGAAGCUCAUAUUAAUAAGGUCCGUGCAGAAGAGGUGUCCAUGUUGAGACGGGACCUUCAGAAGAGAAAUUUGAAUCAUGAAGCUUAUAUUUCGGAUCUGUGCAAUAUGCAAUACGCCACUGUCAACAAUUUGAGAAAUUUGAGUCAACAGUCCUCGGCCCUCGAAACCGAAGCUCUUCGUAUUCUGGACCAUCGUCGUGCGAUCAGCAAACAACCACUUCCAAGAGUCUACGUCGAAGACCCGGAUAGUGAUUUGGAAUGA